Pyrus x bretschneideri (Chinese white pear) is the source of this 1157-nucleotide messenger RNA. RefSeq names its product cystinosin homolog. The transcript has 8 exons. The record is from RefSeq and is a predicted model, not a curated record. Gene Ontology annotation, cellular component: vacuolar membrane. The coding region runs from base 119 to 946 and encodes 275 amino acids. Gene Ontology annotation, molecular function: L-cystine transmembrane transporter activity. Lineage: Eukaryota; Viridiplantae; Streptophyta; Magnoliopsida; Rosales; Rosaceae. Gene Ontology annotation, biological process: L-cystine transport.
CCCUUUCUUUCUUCUCACUCUUGCGCCCUCCGCGCGCUUUUGACCGGACCAAAUUUACGGCUGCUCGGAAUCCUCCUGCCGCCGGCUGAGUGGGGAAUCGGUAGGAGAGAGAGAAGGAAUGGCGUCGUGGAAUUCGAUUCCUCUGGAAAUCAUAUACGAAGUGAUGGGAUGGGCGGCGUUCGUGAGUUGGUCCAUCAGCUUCUACCCGCAAGUCGUUUUGAAUUUCCGCCGGAAAAGUGUGGUGGGUCUGAACUUCGAUUUCGUGGUGCUGAAUUUGACGAAGCACUCCUCUUACCUCAUUUACAACGCCACUCUCUACUUCAGCUCCGCCGUCCAGAUGCAGUACUUCGAAAAGUACGGCGAGAAACAGAUGAUACCUGUUGCAGCAAAUGAUGUUGCAUUCUCUAUUCAUGCUGUUUUACUGACGGCAAUUACCCUGUACCAAAUAUUAAUCUAUGAACGCGGAAAUCAGAAGUUCUCCAAGAUUUCCAUUGGAAUUGUUGCUGCCGUGUGGUUAGGUGCUGCGGUUUGUGUUUUCUUAGCUUUGCCAAGCCAUUCCUGGCUUUGGUUGAUCUCCAUUUUCAACUCAAUUCAAGUUUUUAUGACAUGCAUCAAAUAUAUACCCCAGGCGGUCAUGAACUUCUUGCGGAAGAGCACAGAUGGAUUCAGCAUUGGCAACAUUUUACUUGACUUUUCUGGAGGGGUGGCUAAUUAUGCACAAAUGGCCAUGCAGUCUAUAGAUCAAGAUUCUUGGGUGAACUUUUAUGGAAAUAUAGGAAAGACUUUGCUGUCUUUGAUAUCUAUAUUCUUUGACCUUCUAUUCAUGGGUCAACAUUUCGUGCUGUAUCGUGGAAAGAAAGCUCUGAUCUCCCCUAAAAUCAUCAACAAGGAGAGCACAGAACCGCUUGUCAAGUCUUCCGAUGACUCAGUUUCAGAAAACGUAUAGAGCUAUGAGCUUGGCUUGGCUUGGCCUCUCAACAUGUAUGAUGUUAGCUUACAUCUGGUAUGUAAGAUUUAGUCAGCUUUCGAUUGUCUCUUGUAUUUUACUUUGUUUGUGUACAGGGAAAUAAAAACAAACAUGUAUUUGGAGCAUCAAAAGCAGCCACAAUGUAUGAACAUUAUGCAGUGCAAUUAUAUGUACUGCUAGUUUUACUGAA